AUGGAAGGUGAGUUGGGGAGCAGCAACACCACCCUCAUCGGAGAGAGCCCUCGGCUCAGUGGCAGCGCUUGGACAGCCGCCUUCCUGGGCUUCAUCGUCCUCUUGACCAUGGUGGGCAACUUCUCGCUCAUCCUGCUGAUCUUCACUCAGCGGGCCUUGCGCAACACCUCCAACUACUUCCUGGUGUCGCUCUUCAUGUCCGACCUCAUGGUGGGCUCCGUGGUGAUGCCCCCAGCCCUGCUGAACCAGCUCUACGGCCGCUGGGUGCUGGACGGCGCCUUCUGCUCCGUCUGGUUCUCCUUCGACGUGAUGUGCACCAGCGCCUCCAUCCUCAACUUGUGCGUCAUCAGCCUGGACCGGUACCUGCUCAUUAUCUCGCCUCUCAAGUACAAGCUGAGGAUGACGCCCGGCCGGGCCGUGCUGCUCAUCCUGGCCACCUGGACGCUGGCCGCCUUGGUGUCCUUCCUGCCCAUCAAGAUGGGCUGGCACAAGAUGGAGUUCGACCUCCGGCUGCUCAACGCCACCCUCCAGGCCCAGGAAGAGCAGUGCCGGCUAGUGGUCAGCCUGCCCUACGCCCUCAUCGCCUCCGGCCUGACGUUCUUCCUCCCGUCCGUCGCCAUCCUCUUCACCUACUGCCGCAUCCUCCUGGCGGCCCGGAAGCAGGCGGUCCAGGUGGCCUCGCUCACCAACAACGGGCCGACGCAACAGGUGCACCGAGCGCACAGCCAAUCGACAGGCACAAGCGACAACCGGAAACUUGCCAACAAGCACAGCAAAAGGGCGCUGAAGGCCAGUUUGACUUUGGGCGUCUUGCUGGGCAUGUUCUUUGUGGCAUGGCUCCCUUUCUUUGUCUGUAAUAUGGCACAGGCUGUCUGUAACUGCAUCUCUGCGGACUUUUUCGACAUCCUCACCUGGCUGGGCUACUUCAACAGCACGAUGAACCCCAUCAUUUAUCCCCUCUUCAUGCGGGACUUCAAGAGGGCCAUGGCGAAGUACUUGCCGUGCUGCCGGCGCACCUGGGAGGGACAGCCCAGCCCCGUCUCGCUCUCCAUGAGGAACUCCAACAGUGGCCCUCGGCCGGGGGCGUCCCUCAAGAACGUCCUGAGCCUGCCGGGAGACACCGAUUCCGGCGACUCCAUCACCCAGGCCGACGAGCGCGGGAGCCAGCGUUUGGGCUCUCUCCCAGCCACGGGAGCAGACUCGGUGAACCUUUUCGACCUGGAGCAGACGGACCAGGAACUCCACAUCAAUCCGUUAAACACUCCCAUGGACUGAGAGGCCCCACCAGCCCUUCACAGCUGGAGGUCCACCCCGGCCGUCUGAAAACCAGAGCUUGGUGCAGCUGGCCAUGCCGAAUAGC
This is a messenger RNA of Elgaria multicarinata webbii, 1360 nucleotides long. It is a transcript of the gene HTR6, whose product is annotated as 5-hydroxytryptamine receptor 6. The coding region runs from base 1 to 1275 and encodes 424 amino acids. The record is from RefSeq and is a predicted model, not a curated record. Gene Ontology annotation, molecular function: neurotransmitter receptor activity; G protein-coupled serotonin receptor activity. Lineage: Eukaryota; Metazoa; Chordata; Lepidosauria; Squamata; Anguidae. Gene Ontology annotation, biological process: chemical synaptic transmission; G protein-coupled receptor signaling pathway, coupled to cyclic nucleotide second messenger. The transcript is spliced from 3 exons. Gene Ontology annotation, cellular component: dendrite; plasma membrane.